This is a messenger RNA of Astrephomene gubernaculifera, 2313 nucleotides long. The record is from the annotation of a GenBank genome assembly. NCBI's taxonomy places the organism in Eukaryota, Viridiplantae, Chlorophyta, Chlorophyceae, Chlamydomonadales, Astrephomenaceae.
GUGUACGUACAUCCUGAAGCCGAGUGCCGGGACGCAGGGGCGGGGGAUAUCGCUGGUGCAGUUCCCGCAGCAGCUGGCGGAGGCGGGGGACGUGAGCAGCUGCGUGGCGCAGGCCUACGUCGCCAGCCCGCUGCUGCUAGACGGAUUCAAAUUCGAUCUGCGCGUGUACGCCCUCGUCGCCUCCGUGGAUCCACUUCGGAUCCAUUUGUACGACGAAGGGCUCGUACGAUUGGCAACCGAACCGUACCAACCGCCAUGCGCCUCCAACCUCCGUACGGCCACCAUGCACCUAACCAACUACGCGGUUAACAAGGGCGCAGCGGGUUUCGUGUCGGCGGACACGGCACCUGCGGGGGGAGGUAGCAAGCGGCCCAUGUCUGCCGUACUUUCCCAGUUGGCGAGCCAGUACGGCACCACUCGGGAGGCCUUGCUGGGGUCCAUUGCCGAUGUGGUCACCAAGACCGUCAUGUCCAUCCAGCCCCUCCUCGCGCACACCUACCACACCUCCCUCUCCCCCGCCGCCACCUCCGCCUCCCCACCCGCCUGCGCCUGCCCUUCCCUGGACCACGUAUCCGCCACCGCGGCCGCCGAGGACCCCACCGCCCCUUGCUCCUGCCCGCCCUCGUUGUGUUUUGAGCUGCUGGGGUUUGACAUCAUGUUUGACACGGCGCUGAAGCCCUGGCUGCUGGAGGUGAACCACUCGCCCUCCUUUGCGAGCGAUUCCAGGCUGGAUCGGUUGGUGAAGGGCGAGAUGCUGACCCGGGUGAUCCACAUGUUGGGGCAGCGGCACGAGGCCAAGAGGAGCUUCGUGGAGGCGGAGGCACGAGCCCAAAGCGAGCGAUUGUACAGCAACCCCGCAGCCGCCGCAGCGGCAGCAGCCGCAGCCGCAGCCGCUGCAGCCUACUCCUCCACCUCCGCCUCCCCAGCCUCCAUCUCUGCUGCAGCAGCGGCGGCGGCGGCGGCGGCCGCGGCUGCCUCCUCCCGCUCUCCCUCCCCGACUCGUAGGGCCCUCAGCGCCCUACCCCGCAGCCGACAGUUACAGGUGGCCGCAGCAGCCAUGGAGGAGCUCGCAGCCAACUCCGCAGCUCUGCUGGCAGCGGGGGGUCACGUGUGGGGAGGCAGCAGCAGCGGAUACACAUGCAACAGCCACCACAACACCACAGGAGGCGGGGUCGGGGGUGGCAGUGGCAGGGCUGUCUCGGCGGGCCGGCUUUCUUCAUCGUUUGGCGGCACGAGUCACGUGGCGAGCGAGAGUGGCGGUGCUGCAGGCAGUCCCUCAUCCCUGUCCUCCUCCUUAUCGCAGCGAACACGGCAACAACAGCACCAGCAGCAACAACAGCAACAUCAAUCCGGCGGUGUCAGUAGCGGCAGCAGCGGUACCAGCUGCUGCACACCACCACGUCCCGGCUCCUCCUCGAAUUGCUCCCAACAGUACUCCUCGCAGCAACAGCAGCAACAGCAGCAGCAACAGCAGCAUCAACGAAACAGCAGCAUCGGCAGCGGUAGCGGUAGCCGGGGGACAGGAGGCGGCGGAAGGUCCCCCACAGCAGCCGCAGCCGCAGCCGCAUGCAGGACCGGGGGAUCCUCACCCUCGUCUUCCUCCUCGCCUCCGGGCUGGGGUCAUGCAAGUGGUGGGGUGCGCAGUAGCAGCGGGGAAGCGUUCGGAGGCCCCGGCAACUCCUCCUCCUCCUCAACAUCAACAACAACAACACCCCACCGAGCAGCGCGAGGGGCCACACCACCGUCACCCCACCCAACCUCCUCUGCUGCUGCUACUGCUGCUGCCCAUACCCACAGCAGAAGCCACAAUGAUGGCAGCCGCCAUGCAGCCCAUGCAGACGUCAACGGCAACAGCGGUGGCAGCGGUGGCAGCAGCUCCACGUACGUCGCCACCGAGGAGGUGGUGUCCUCCCGUGGCUUCCGGCUUGUGUUCCCCGUCGCCUCCGACCAGGAACGGCAGCGCUACUCCCGCAUCCUGCAAACCGCCGCGGACCUCUUCCCGCAGCAGCGCUGCCAGUGUGCCUGGUGCAGUCGCCGCCGGGAGAUUGCGCUGCUGGCGCUCACGGGGCGGCAGCUGGGGCUGGGAACCCGGCCGUUGUCAGCGGCGGUGGGCGGCUUACCGGGACACCUACCGGCUAGGCCCGGGGCGCUGAGCGCGCAGAGACGAGGAGGUGGUGGAGGAGGUAAGGCGGCGGCGCGGUGUAGAUCUGCGGGAGGAGGAGGCUGCGGUGGGGAUGAGGAUGGCGGCGGCGGCGGCGGCGGAGGAGGAGAGGCGGAUGGGUUGGCAGCAGCGGGAGCAGGAGGAGCAGCAGC